GACGUGUUCCGACGCGCCACGUGACAUGAACAGGGGUUUGCUCGCCACGUGUCUGUGCAACAGAGCGGUGGGGUUUUCAUCUCGGGUUUAAAAUGCUGUGUUAGUUCGGUCCUCUGCCGGAGAAGGAUUCGGGUUUUACUGUUGUUGUUGUUGUUCUCCCGAGAGUGGGUUUUUUUUUGGGGGGGGGCGAGUGGGGGUACCUGCUAAGCUGACAAGGCAGUCACAUAAUUUGUGCCAGAGAGUAGGCUGCUGGAGUCCUGGCCAAUUCCAUCAUCGCUCGCUUUGAAGCUCAUCCAUUUGCCACAGACAUUUGGAUCUGUUCAAGACGAUGGGCAGGCCGCAUUACUUGGAAGAUGCAGCACGGCAGCUGGCAGACACUUGCCCUGCCCAAGCACGGUUUUUACUGUGGACACUCAGCAACAGAGAAGACAAAACCCAAGAUUCUGUGAACCAAGUGUGUCAUUACUGUUUCCAGUUUCUCCUUCCAGAUAAUGUUAGGGUACGUCUAAUGCCUAAAAAGAGGGUGACUCCACAGAUACAAAAACUACUUAAUCGGGAAGCAAAGGGCUACAAACUCAAUUUAAAACAAACAAAGCUUUUGAAGAAGUACAAGGAAGCAAAGAAUGUCCUGCUGGUUACCUGCAGUGCAUGUGGGAAAACAACAAGGCAUUCUGGGAAGAGUAGAGAAGGUUUGGGCAGAAAGGCAUCAGCUGGGAAGUCUUCAAACAAAACCACAUCUGUCACUCACCAUCAUUCUGGAUCCAACAGAGGGACACCCAAUUCCAGAACAUCAUCUGGUCAAUCAACACCUCGUUCUUCCUCCAGGACUCAGAGAAAUAUCAAAGACCACUUCGCACAGCUGAAAAAACUGCUUCAUCUUGAAGAAAAUAAGAAAAGUAAUAAGGGGGACCUCAAAAACUUCUUACUAUCACUUUAAUUUUUUUUAAAAUAAUUGAUGUAACAUAAUUGCAGCUAAUUAGAGGAAUGCAUCCCUUAA
Molecule: messenger RNA, 997 nt
Organism: Podarcis muralis (Common wall lizard)
Lineage: Eukaryota; Metazoa; Chordata; Lepidosauria; Squamata; Lacertidae
Gene: RMP24
Product: ribonuclease MRP subunit p24
Source: RefSeq, a predicted model, not a curated record